AUGCAGACCAAGGGGCUUCUUCUGCUGGCGGCGGCCCAGUACGUGGCCGCCUACGGCCAGAAUGCCUGGAUGCCCAGACAGGAACAGGGCGAGAUUGUGUCUCAGAACUGGAAAAACUAUACCAAUACCACGACGACCUCGUCCACAACAACCACGACGUCAAGCACGACGACGACGACGACAACCAGCUCGACGAGCUCGACGACGAGCACCACGACAUUGACCACUCUGCUCACAACUACCAGUGACGAGACGACGACUACAAAGGACUCGAGCACCACGACCGACUUGAUUGUCCCGACAACCAACACGACAACCAGCUCGGUCCAUUCCACCAACUCAACCACGACCCCGAGCUCAACCACCACCACAACCAGCUCCGUCCGGUCCACGACGCCCUCGACCACCACCACCUCGUCGAUCCCUGCCGGCGUCAGCUUCACCAAGCUCAACGCGACCGACUUUAGCAUCCCGCUGUCCACCGGCGGCCUCCUCCCCAGCUCCAUCGCCAACAGCACCGCCUCCCGCAACCGGACCACGACGACGACCACCCCCGCCGUCCUUCCCACCAGCGGCUCGCUCCUCAACAGCACCACCAGCGCCCUCAACUCGUCCACGGCGACCAACACCACCUCCUCCACGGCCACCAAGUGCGGCGUCGCCGGUAGCUUCGUCACGCCGCCGAGCCACGCCACAAAGGCCGACAGCAUCGACGAGUGCGCGACGGCGUGCCGCGCGCGCGGCGCCCUCUGCCGGGCCUUUGAGGCCGGCACCGUCGACGGCGACGGCAACAACUGCUGGCUGUUUGCGCACAGCCUCUCCGACAUGGAGAUUGGCGGGCCCCAGGACGGCUUCAGCUGGACCUUUUACGACCGCGACUGCGACGUCACCAGCCGCUGCAACCUCCAGGGCAGCUUCAUCACCAAGCCCAUCGAGAGCCUGCGCCUCGGCACGCUGGGCGACUGCCAGCAGGCCUGCCUCAAGAACAGCGGGUGCAAGACGUUUGAGGCCGGCGACCUGGACGGCAACGAGCACAACUGCUGGCUGUUUGACUCGCCCAUCACGUCGCUCAACAUUGGCGGGGCCUACACCGGCUGGCAGUGGGCCUUCUUUGACCGCAACUGCGAGCUCGCGCCGUAG
This is a messenger RNA of Akanthomyces muscarius, 1140 nucleotides long. RefSeq lists its product as uncharacterized. Bases 1 to 1140 code for a protein of 379 amino acids. The transcript has a single exon. The record is from RefSeq and is a predicted model, not a curated record. NCBI's taxonomy places the organism in Eukaryota, Fungi, Ascomycota, Sordariomycetes, Hypocreales, Cordycipitaceae.